AAAAUCACUCUUGACAUCCAGAAGCCUAUCCUUCUUGGUAAGUUUCUGGUUAAGCCAUAAAAAUAUAGAAGACCCUUUUCAUUUCAGCCAAGCAGAAGACAAAGGGGCCACCAGGGUUCCAUGAAAGCUUACCUGCUAAGUUCACUUACCUGUUAAUUUUAGAAACUGCAAGCACUAACUCACUGACUAAGGAGACGAUCGAAGUGCAACCCACAAGAAUUUCAUUGAAAAGAAGAGCAAGAAUGAUCAAAGCAGAGAGAAAGCACAAAGAGCCAGGUAAUUUUCACUCACUCAAUGAUCCAAAAGUGGUCUUGGAGGUAGCCUCAAUGACUCCUAAGGUGCCAUGAAUCUGUUAUCCACAAACUACAGGAGAUUGAGCCAGUCCUCUGCAGUAUUAGGCCUAAAGGUUCUUGUAAAUGAAAGGAGUAUAUCAGAUAGUAAACAAGACUCCAUGACUAAGCUGUUUAGAAAAGCUGUUGAUAUGAUGGGGCUUGGAGAUUUGGGCUGCACUGAGAUACCAUUUACAUGAAGCAACAAAUAAGCAAGGUUAGUGAAGAGGAAGGCAAGACUUGACAGAGGAUUAGCAACAAGUAAUUGGAUCGAGUUACUUCCAAACUGCCAAAUCUAACAUCUUCAAGAAGUAUUUACUGACAAUUCUCCCCUCCUUAACUUGUUAAAAGAAAAGAGAAGAUAGAAGAAGCUGAUCAGAUUUGAAGAAACUUAAAAUACUUGAUGCAUCCAAGAUUGUUUCCAGGAAUUCUCAAAUUUAACCAGAGUUGGGAGCUAGAAUUUUCUGUUUUUCUCUGCAACUAAUCUUGAUACCAGUAUGUGCACUCUUAAUUAUUGGAGUAGAAAAAGAUGAAAUUAUGUAAAUGGCUCUCGACCCAUGUUAGAGAUCAACUCUAUCUCAUCUUGCAGCUCCUUGACAGUAGGUUCCGGAGUGAAGAUUCUCGGUUGCCAAACAGUCUGUCCACAAAAAACUGAUUCUUACUUGCUUUAAGUCGAGAGUCAAGGCUACUAUAGUAAUUUAAAAAUUCAGACUUUUUGGAGGAAAAGUUUGAGACUUUUUUCGUAUUUAGAUAUUUUGAGUCCCCUAUUAUAUAUAUAUGUAUAAUUUUGUCAGUUUCUUAUGCUCUCUUGAUAAGGUGUCACCUUUUUCUCUGUUUACUGCAUAUACUCCGCUUAAGAAGAUAACAAUGGCGUACAACCUCUGUUCUUCAUCUUCUUCUCUCUUCAUCGACCCCCAGCCUCUUUGCAACUCACUCUAUUCUUCACCAAAACUAAGACCAAGAAGCUUUGUAUACUCUUUCAACUCGAAUCUCUGUACAUUUCGAUCAAAACUCCCUCUCCAAAUCAACCAUGUCUCAUUACAAGACUCAGUUCCACUACAAACCCGGAACACAAACACAAAAAAAGUGUCAAAUUCCCAAGACCCAGAUGGGAAUUCUGGCUCUUCAUCGAAAAGCUACAUAUGGGUCAACCCUAACAGCGCUAGAGCUUCUCAGCUUCGACAUAAAUCAUACGAUUCAAGGUAUAAUUCUCUUGUAAAAUUAGCUGAGUCUUUGGAUUCGUGUAACCCUCUCGAAAAUGACGUUUUUGGUGUUUUGAAUGGAUUUUCUGGUAAACUUUUCGAGCAAGAUGCUGUUGUCAUUCUCAAUAAUAUGUUAAACCCAGAAACUGCAUUGCUUGCCCUUAAGUACUUUCAACAGAACUUGAAACCAAGUAGGGAGGUGAUUCUGUACAAUGUGACGUUGAAAGUGUUUAGAAAAUGUAAAGAUUUGGAUGGAGCAGAGAAGCUGGUUGAAAAAAUGCUUGAGAGAGGGGUUAAGCCAGAUAACGUCACGUUUUCAACUAUAAUUAGUUGUGCUAGGAUGUCAUCUUCUCCAAUUAAGGCUGUGGAGUGGCUUGAGAAGAUGCCGAGCUUUGGGUGUGAACCUGAUGAUGUUACGUACUCCGCCAUGAUUGAUGCCUAUGGGCGUGCAGGUGAUGUGGAUAAGGCUUUGAGCUUGUAUGACCGUGCAAGAACAGAGAAGUGGCGUAUUGAUCCAGUGACGUUUUCCACGUUAAUUAGGAUUUAUGGGGUAUCUGGAAAUUUUGAUGGGUGUUUGAACAUUUAUGAAGAGAUGAAGGCUCUUGGUGCUAAGCCAAAUCUAGUUACAUAUAAUACAUUGUUGGAUGCUAUGGGAAGAGCCAAGAGGCCUUGGCAGGCUAAGUUAAUUUACAAAGAUUUGAUUGACAACGGCUUUACUCCAAAUUGGAUAACCUACGCAGCUCUCUUAAGGGCCUAUGGCAGAGCUCGCUAUGGCGAAGAUGCUCUUAAUAUCUAUAGGGUAAUGAAGGAGAAGGGAAUGGAGUUGAAUGUGAUUCUUUACAAUACUCUAUUAGCCAUGUGUGCUGACAUCGGUUACACUGACGAGGCUGUUGAAAUUUUUGAGGAUAUGAAGACUUCUGGGACUGAACCCGAUAGUUGGACCUUUUCUUCCUUGGUUACCAUAUAUUCUUGCAGUGGCCAAGUUUCAGAGGCAGAGGCUGUAUUGAACGAGAUGUUGGAAGCAUGGUUUGAGGCUAAUAUUUUCGUUUUAACAUCACUUAUUCAAUGCUAUGGAAAAGCCCAGCGAAUAGAUGAUAUUGUUAGGUCAUUUAAUCACGUUUUAGAGCUUGGCAUCACUCCAGAUGAUCGCUUCUGCGGUUGCCUUCUGAAUGUGAUGACCCAGACGCCAAAGGAAGAGCUUGAUAAAUUGAGUGACUGCAUUGAGAAGGUCAAUUCAAAGCUUGGCUUAGUGGUGAAGCUUUUGGUGCAGAAGAAUAAUAGUGAAGAGGUCUUUAAGAAGGAAGCAUCUGAACUUUUUGAUUCAAUCAGUCCAGAUGUGAGAAAGGCUUACUGCAAUUGCUUGAUAGAUCUUUGUGUCAACCUCAAUUUGUUGGAGAGAGCCUGUGAGCUGCUGGAUCUGGGGCUUACACGUGAGAUCUACACUGGUAUACAGUCUAGGUCUCCAACCCAAUGGUCUCUACAUCUUAAAUCUCUAUCUCUUGGGGCUGCAUUGACUGCAUUACAUGUUUGGAUAAGUGACUUGUCCAAGGCCCUUGAAUCUGGGGAGGAGCUUCCUCCGUUGCUUGGGAUCAAUACUGGACAUGGGAAACACAAGUAUUCAGACAAAGGCCUAGCCAUGGUCUUUGAGUCACAUCUGAAGGAACUAAAUGCCCCUUUCCACGAGGCUCCAGAAAAGGUUGGCUGGUUUUUGACAACAAAUAUUGCAGCCACGUCAUGGUUGGAAUCUAGGAGUUCACUGGACCUGGCUGCUUCGUAAGUGCCGUGCUUAUAAAGGUUCUGGUAUGUAAUGUUUGGAAUUACCAGCUUCUGUUGUGCUUUCAUGCUUACUUUCAUUCGUUUGAUAGAGGAAAAUUUUUGAAUCAUUAAUCCAUUCUUAUUAUACUUGGUUACUAAGUUAAUGGAAUUAGGAAAAAUUUUUGAGUCUUAUGGAAUGACUUUGCCAA
Carica papaya (papaya) is the source of this 3495-nucleotide messenger RNA. It is a transcript of the gene SVR7, whose product is annotated as pentatricopeptide (PPR) repeat-containing protein. Gene Ontology annotation, molecular function: mRNA binding; rRNA primary transcript binding; protein binding. NCBI's taxonomy places the organism in Eukaryota, Viridiplantae, Streptophyta, Magnoliopsida, Brassicales, Caricaceae. The record is from RefSeq and is a predicted model, not a curated record. Gene Ontology annotation, biological process: positive regulation of translation. Gene Ontology annotation, cellular component: chloroplast stroma.